GAGACCGAAGACACAGUAGAACAUUCGCAGCGCUGUGAAGCGGUUGCAGAAUAGAGCAAAGCAGCAUACAAGUGACACAAGCACAAGGAUUACGAUUGGAUUAAAAGCACAAGGACCGCACGGGAAAGAAUCUAAUCGAUAUGUCUGUGGAAACGGUGCAGGAGACACUGCAGCAGGCUGCACAGCAAAGCGCCGCCAGUGGCGGUGGCUUCAGCCCCUUGCUGACAGGCUUGGUCGGUACGCUGGUGGUGCUGGCUCUCUACGAGUAUUGGCACCGAAGCAGUCGCGAGUACCGCAUGGUGGCCAAUAUACCGAUGCCACCGACUCUGCCAUUAUUGGGACAGGCACAUUUGGCAGCAGGUCUAAGCAAUGCUGAAAUUCUGUCUGUCGGUCUGGGCUAUCUGAACAAAUAUGGCGAGACAAUGAAGGCCUGGCUGGGCAACGUGCUGCUCGUCUUCCUCACCAAUCCCAGUGACAUUGAGCUGAUAUUGAGUGGACACCAGCAUUUGACAAAGGCGGAGGAAUAUCGUUACUUCAAGCCCUGGUUCGGUGAUGGAUUACUUAUUAGUAAUGGCCACCAUUGGCGUCAUCAUCGCAAGAUGAUUGCACCCACCUUCCAUCAGAGCAUUUUGAAGAGCUUCGUGCCCACAUUUGUCGAUCACUCCAAGAUGGUGGUGGAGCGUAUGCGCAAGGAGGCUGGCAAGCCGUUCGAUGUCCACGAUUAUAUGUCACAGACCACCGUCGACAUUCUCCUCUCAACAGCCAUGGGCGUGAAGAAGCUGCCCGAAGGCAACAAGAGCUUCGAGUAUGCCCAGGCCGUCGUCGACAUGUGCGACAUCAUCCACAAGCGUCAGGUGAAGCUUCUGUAUCGCUUGGACUCCAUUUACAAGUUCACCAAGCUGCGCGAGAAGGGCGACAAGAUGAUGAGCAUUAUCUUGGGCAUGACCAGCAAGGUGGUAAAGGAUCGCAAGGAGAAUUUCCAAGCGGAUACACGUGCUAUUGUCGAAGAGGUGGAGGAGACCCCCAAACAGCGUCCGGCUGCAACGAAGGAGGGAUUGCGCGAUGAUCUGGAUGACAUUGAUGAGAACGAUGUGGGUGCCAAGCGUCGUUUGGCCCUGUUGGACGCCAUGGUGGAGAUGGCCAAGAAUCCCGAAAUUGAGUGGAACGAGAAGGACAUCAUCGAUGAGGUGAACACUAUUAUGUUCGAGGGUCACGACACCACAUCGGCCGGCUCAAGCUUCACGCUCUGCAUGCUGGGCAUCCAUAAGGACAUCCAAGAGCGCGUCUAUGCCGAGCAGAAGGCCAUAUUCGGUGAGAAUAUGCUGCGCGACUGUACCUUUGCCGAUACCAUGGAGAUGAAAUAUCUGGAGCGUGUCAUACUCGAAACGCUGCGCUUGUACCCACCAGUACCCUUGAUCGCCCGUCGUCUGGAUCACGAUGUGAAGCUGGCCAGUGGUCCGUAUAUGGUGCCCAAGGGCACCACCGUGGUUGUGCUGCAAUAUUGCGUGCACCGCCGUGCCGACAUCUACCCGAACCCGACCAAAUUCGACCCGGACAACUUCUUGCCAGAGCGCAUGGCCAAUCGCCAUUACUACAGCUUCAUUCCAUUCAGUGCCGGACCCCGAAGCUGUGUGGGUCGCAAGUAUGCAAUGCUUAAGCUGAAGGUCCUCCUCUCGACCAUCAUACGUAACUAUAUUGUGCACUCGACCGAAACGGAGGCGGACUUCAAGCUGCAGGCCGAUAUCAUUUUGAAGCUGGAGAAUGGCUUCAAUGUGUCUUUGGAGCCGCGCAAGCACCAGGUGGUGGCGUAGAUUCGAGUCCCCAAAGAUUCAAUAGCAGCCAACCCCCCUCCUCCCCCCACAAAAAACCCUUCAUUGCGGCAGAGCUGAGGAUCGGCGAAAGAACAAAAACGCGAACGAAAAAAUUGACCACGAGCCAACGAACUAUGCGAAUAUCCCCAUGAACCAUGAGCUGUUGAACCGCUGCACGGACCCAAGCCGAAACCGAAAUCGAAACCAAAACCUAAUCUAUCCAGCAUCCAACCAGUUAGCCUGAGAGUCAAUCACAUGAGUUACGCGUGCACUGAAAAAUUUAGAGGAAGUUCAUUUGUUUAUUUUUUGGUAUAAGCGGGUGGUGACCAAUAUAUUUACAUACAUAUACACUUUCUUUUUUUUAAAACUCUA
Molecule: messenger RNA, 2183 nt
Organism: Scaptodrosophila lebanonensis
Lineage: Eukaryota; Metazoa; Arthropoda; Insecta; Diptera; Drosophilidae
Gene: Cyp4g1
Product: cytochrome P450 4g1
Exons: 2
Coding region: 141-1811 (556 amino acids)
Molecular function (GO): oxidoreductase activity, acting on paired donors, with incorporation or reduction of molecular oxygen; iron ion binding; monooxygenase activity
Source: RefSeq, a predicted model, not a curated record